Cryphonectria parasitica EP155 is the source of this 915-nucleotide messenger RNA. RefSeq lists its product as uncharacterized. The transcript has 4 exons. Gene Ontology annotation, cellular component: mitochondrion. Lineage: Eukaryota; Fungi; Ascomycota; Sordariomycetes; Diaporthales; Cryphonectriaceae. The record is from RefSeq and is a predicted model, not a curated record. Bases 57 to 596 code for a protein of 179 amino acids.
ACGCCAAUUGCAAUCACAUCUCAACUACAUUUUAGCCUUUCUAAGCAAUUUCCAAAAUGCUCUCCCGUGGGGUUGCGCGGGUCUCGACCCUGCGGUCAGCCACUUCUGCUGUUGCAGCCAGACGACUCCCAAUCGUCCAGCAGCGGACAUUCCUUCCUCCCUACAAUGACAAGGUCGACGAGAAAUAUCCCGACUACCCGAGCCUGACGGAGGCCGAGGACCCGAAUAUGAAUGGUGGCUACGUCCAACCCCCUCCGAUCAAGAGACAGUUCAGGGAUCCCCACGGCGACUGGUGGGACAAGCAGGAGAGGAGGAACUUUGGGGAGCCUGUCCAUGAGGACUACGACCAGCUGGGCAUGUUCACACCCUAUGAGUACACAUGGGUCGCCCCAGGCAAGGGGUUUUUUCAGGUCGGCGUCUUUAUCGCAGCAUUCCUAAGCCUAUGCUACGCGAUCAAGCUCACAUACCCCGACCGGGUAUCGUUCCCAAGAGAUUUUGACGGUGGCCUGGAGCGUGAGCUCGGAGGGGCAGGCGCGGUCAAGGCAAGGGCACCAGAGGAUCCGGAGCCGUUCCAAGACGAGGUGGAUGUGGACUAGGCUAGGAUUGUACAGUAGAAAGAUCGACCGCAAUGAAAAGAAAGGGUGAACAGAAAAGAAAAAUAAUAGAACAGCUAAACCAAGGCAACCAGAAUCAAGUACUGCCAGUCUGCGAUUGGCUAGCCGCCCUCGAGAAGAAACACGCAACAGCCUCGCCUUUCUGCCGUCUUUUCUAAGGCAGGACCUCCCUUGCCUUCUAUCGUCAGGGCCGAGGCAUAAAUGAGGAAGAGCAGGUGGUUUCCAAAAGCAAAGAUCUAGAUCUCUAUGGAAUUAUGGCCGACCAAGAAUGUCCCAUCAGCAUCGUCAACGAAGAAGGUGC